Molecule: messenger RNA, 1065 nt
Organism: Prorocentrum cordatum
Lineage: Eukaryota; Dinophyceae; Prorocentrales; Prorocentraceae
Source: the annotation of a GenBank genome assembly
AUGGUGCUGAGGAGGCAGCGGGCGCCCACGCGGAUUCGAGCGAUUGGCGGGGCGGCCCCAGCUUUGAAGGCCUUGAAGGGGGAGCGGACUGUGCUCGAGAGUGCCCAUCCGCCUCUCCCCGUCAGGAGGGAUUAUUCUCGGCGGCUCGACAAAUUCUGGGAGUUCGGGCAAAGGCGAGGUCUCCCCUUGGCCAACCUGAAGCUCUGCGACGACGCGCUGCGCGACUUUGCCGACCUGCUGUUCCUGGGCGGCGAGCAGGUGGAUGCUGGGGCCAAGCUGCUGGCCGCGCCAGGGAACUACGACAUCCAGAGAUGCGGCGCGCCAAGUCCCCCAAGGUUCCGUCGAGUUUUCCGCGCGCGGGACCGAAGGGGGCCCGCGGGGGGCAGAGGCCCCCUUCCCAUUCGGCUGCUGGCGGGCGUCCUGGGCGCGCUGGCCUUGCGCGGCCGCCGCGAGGAGGUCCUGGCCGUCGCGCUGAUGUUCAGCUGCUGCCCUGGGGCUCCCGAGCUCAUCGCGAUGGUGGAAGGCGACCGCCUCGAGCCGGUGGCGAACGCAGGCGUAGCUCUGUCCUGCUGGAGCUUGCUGCUGCGCCCCUUCGAGAGGGGGGGGGCCGGCCGAGGUGGGCCAGUUCGACGACGCGAUGCCUCUGGGCAGCCGCGACUUCCCCAACCUGGGCGCGCUCCUUGCUGGCUUGCGCGGAGGAGGUCCGGAGGUCUGGCUCUGCAGUUUCAGCCAGGCGCAGCUGCUUCGCCGCUUCCCGGCAGCCUGCCGAGGAGCGGGCCUCGGGUCGCUGAGCCGCGAGAUGUGCUGGUGGCGCCGCUGGGGUUUUCUUAUGAAGAUACGAGAGACCCAGGCGAUCAAGCAGCGUGGCCGCUGGCCCAACGAUUGCGCACUGCUUCGCUACAUGAAGGCAUGGAGGGUCCAGGAGCUUCACAGGUCCUGGCCCCCGAGGCGAGCGUGUGGUGCCGAAGCGCCGAGGCCAAUUUCUCGGCCAUCCUUCGAGGCGCUUGGCAGCCUGCCCUUCAGCCUUCAGGAGUCUGCCGAAGUCUCUCCGCAGGACAUGUGUGA